CAGAAAUAAAAGGAACCAAGUCUGAAACACAAUGAUUGAUUAAUCACUUAUAAGCCUUCCAAACUCACUUUUUCUAGUUUUCCCCUUCUUCUAGCCGAGAGCUCAAUACACAGAGAGAGAGAUAGAUCCAUGGAGGGUCUUCAAAGAUCAACCAUCUCGUUCCGCCGUCAAGGAUCUUCCGGCAUAGUUUUUGACGAUCGUCUCAUCGCCGAGCUUAACAAAUCUGGCGGCAACGAGCAGAAAGAAGACGAAAGUCAACGCGACGAACAACCUAAACCGGUGUCUGAAACCUCGGACCAGGCGAAACCAAUCGCCGGCGGCGAGGAGAAAGACAUCAAGCUAAAGCCUAUUAAAACCGGUGGAGGAGGAAUCGAGAGGAGUCGAUCUAACGGUGGAGGAGCUCAACGACAUCACAGAACAACCGGAAGAGUGUCUCCGGCUGUAGACCCGCCGUCUCCGAGAAUAUCUUCAUGCGGUUGUUGCUCUGCUUUUGCUAAGAAUCCGCCGGGGAAGAAGGUUAAUCCAAGGAAAAGGCCGCCGAAACGUAGAUCGAUGGAGGUAGGCAUCAGGAUUUAAUCAACUCAAGAGAAAGAAAAACAUACUAGUAUACACUCGUGCUCUUUGAUUCUUCUUUUGUUUUUUUUUUAUUUUGUUUUUGUAUGUUGUGUGUGCUGCUCUGUUAUAAAACUUUCCGAUUUGAUCAAAACAGACUUUGGUUUGUUGUAAAUUACUAUCUCUCUUUCUUUCUU
Capsella rubella is the source of this 749-nucleotide messenger RNA. RefSeq lists its product as uncharacterized. The record is from RefSeq and is a predicted model, not a curated record. The transcript has a single exon. NCBI's taxonomy places the organism in Eukaryota, Viridiplantae, Streptophyta, Magnoliopsida, Brassicales, Brassicaceae. The coding region runs from base 130 to 576 and encodes 148 amino acids.